Mucor velutinosus is the source of this 1737-nucleotide messenger RNA. RefSeq lists its product as uncharacterized. The transcript has a single exon. The record is from RefSeq and is a predicted model, not a curated record. Gene Ontology annotation, cellular component: nucleus; SAGA-type complex. Gene Ontology annotation, biological process: chromatin remodeling; regulation of transcription by RNA polymerase II. The coding region runs from base 1 to 1737 and encodes 578 amino acids. NCBI's taxonomy places the organism in Eukaryota, Fungi, Mucoromycota, Mucoromycetes, Mucorales, Mucoraceae. Gene Ontology annotation, molecular function: transcription coactivator activity; chromatin binding; zinc ion binding.
AUGACAAUAACACAUCGACAAAAGCCUUCUGGAAGCACACUGAGUGCCGUUACAAAUGCAGAUGGAGGAGGAUCCAGUAUUGACGACAAAGAACCGCCUAAAUAUCACUGCGAUGCUUGUUCAAACGACGUGACCAACACUGUUCGUAUACGUUGUGCUGAUAAAGAUUGUCCAGACUUUGACCUCUGUGUGUCCUGCUUUUGCGGUGGUGCAGAGCCCGUAAAGCACAAGACAUGGCAUGACUAUCGCAUCGUCAAACCACACAAUUUCCCGAUAUUCAGUGAAGACUGGGACGCAGAUGAAGAACUCUUGUUGAUUGAAGCUGCGGAAAAGAUGGGUAUAGGUAAUUGGCAAGCGAUAGCCGACUAUGUGGGUACCAAAGGCAAGGGUGAAUGCGAGCAACACUAUCUGGAUGUGUAUGUGUCUAGUCCCAAUUGGCCUCUUCCAAGGAUGAACCUCAAGUUUGAAACAAGCGAAGUGGAGUGUCGUGAACGCAAACGUCAAAGGCUGCAGCAAUCCCGUGGUAUGACACCUCGCAAGCCAAUGUCCUCUCAACCCAACAAUGCAAAGCCCAUCACCAGCGGUCCAUCUUUCCAUGAAAUUCAAGGUUACAUGCCGCGUCGUUUUGAAUUCGAGACAGAAUACGAAAAUGAUGCGGAACAGUUUGUCAAGGACAUGGUCUUUAAUGACGACGACACAGAGGAGGAAAUAGACCUCAAGGUGAUGGUGCUGGAUAUCUACAAUUCCCGACUGGAUCGUCGAAUGGAGCGCAAAAACCUCAUAUUCGAGAGAAGAUGGUUGGACUUUAAGCGUAUGCAAGCUAUUGAACGAAAGAGACAAAAGGAAGAGCGCGACAUAUACAACAAAACUCGGGUGUUUUGCAGGCUGCAAACCGAAGCAGACUACGACAUGUUUGUGAAGGGAUUGGUGAAAGAGCAGCAAUUAAGGGAUAGAAUUGCGACAUUGCAAGAGUGGAGACAGGCGGGCCUCACCACCAUUAGACAGGGAGAGCAGUACGAGCGUGAAAAGCAGAACCGAUUAGCCCAACUAAAGACAUUUGUAUCAUUAUCGAGCGAAAGAACUGGACCCAGUGGAUCAAUACAGAGAAACACAUACCGUCAGCAAAUGGCAUCUCUUGCAACAUCCAACGGCGCUAAUUACUAUAGAGAUAGACCCACACAUUCUGCGUCGACACCAACACCAACUAUUACAUCUGCUGCUCCUUCGGGAGGUCGAAAGCCGGCUAAUCCAUUAAAUAUCAGGGAUGCUGAUGGUGUGCAUUUGCUAACAGAAGAGGAGCAAGUGCUGUGUUCAACUCUGCGUAUCAUGCCCAGACCCUACUUGGUCAUCAAAGACACUAUAUUGAAAGAAUAUGCCAAACUUGGAUAUAUGAAACGAAGACAGUGCCGCUCAUUGAUUAAGAUUGAUGUGAACAAGACCAGUAGAAUCUACGAUUUCUUUGUGGAAAGUGGGUGGAUCAAGGCCUUCAAAGAUCCUGCUACAGCAUCAGCAGCUGCGAUUGCAACAGCACCUACAGCAACACCACCACCACCACCACCACCAGCACUACCAAAUUCUGUGUCAAUACAGUCGCCAACAGCAGCACCCACAGCAUCCUCAUCACCUAUCCCUCCUCCCGCUACUGCCACGGAGCCCUCUGCGGACACAGCCAUAUCUGAAGCUCCACCAACCACAGACUCCAUCCCUACACCACUAAUGACAACAGAAGCGAACUGA